AUGUGUCCGGUGCCGCCGCCGCCACAGCCACAGCAGCCGCCGGAGCGGGGCGCGGCGCGGGCCGGUGGCCCGGCGCGGCCCGUGAGCCUGCGGGAAGUCGUGCGCUGCCUCAGGGGCAGCGGCGGCGCCUGCGGCCGCCUGAUCCGCGGCCGCGUGCAGGGGCUGCUGGAGGAAGAGGCGGCAGCGCGAGGCCGCCUGGAGCGCACCCGCCUCGGAGCGCUCGCGCUGCCCCGCAGGGACAGGCCCGGACGGGCGCCGCCAGCCGCCAGCGCCCGCGCGUCGCAGAGCAAGAGAGGUGGAGAAGAGCGAGUGCUUGAGAAGGAAGAGGAGGAAGAAGACGAGGAAGAGGAGGAUGACGAGGAUGAUGUGUCUGAGGGCUCAGAGGUGCCUGAGGGUGACCGUCCAGCAGGUGCCCAGCACCACCAGCUUAAUGGCCAGCGAGGCCCUCAGAGUGCCAAGGAGAGGGUCAAGGAGUGGUCACCCUGUGGACCCCACCAGGGCCAGGAUGAAAGUCGGGGGCCGGCACCAGGCAGUGGUACCCGCCAAGUGUUCUCCAUGGCAGCCAUGAAUAAGGAAGGGGGAUCAGCCUCUGCUGCCACUGGGCCGGACUCCCCGUCCCCUGUGCCUUUGCCCCCAGGAAAACCAGUCCUACCAGGGGCCGAUGGGACCCCCUUUGGCUGUCCCUCCUGGCGCAAAGAGAAGCCAGCUGACCCCGUGGAGUGGACAGUGAUGGACGUGGUUGAGUACUUCACCGAGGCCGGCUUCCCAGAGCAGGCAACAGCUUUCCAAGAGCAGGAAAUCGAUGGCAAGUCUCUGCUGCUCAUGCAGCGCACGGAUGUGCUGACUGCGUCCAUCCGCCUGGGCCCAGCCCUGAAAAUCUACGAGCACCACAUCAAGGUGCUGCAGCAAGGCCACUUUGAGGAUGACGACCCUGAUGGCUUUCUAGGCUGAGCGCCCAGCCUCCCCCCAGCCCCAGCCCAUUCCAGCCCCUAUCUCACCCAAGACCCCCAGAGUCCAGGAGCUGGAUGGGGACACUCUCAGCCCUCAUAACAGAUUCCAGUGAGGGGGCAUUCCUCCCUAUUCAUCUCUUCCCUGUGUUUCCCCAGCAUACACACAUCUGGCCUCCAGCACAUCCUAUACUCCAUGAUAGAGGAGUGUGGGGUGAGACCGGGCCUGCUCAUGUCACCCCAGGAGGUUAGCCCUCCCCUCAAGUCUAGGACAUUUUUGAAAAAAACAAAAAAAAGAAAAAAAGAAAAAUGGGGGCUUCCUAUCUCCCCUAGAUCCUCUUCAGUUCAGCCAGAUGUUUCCUAUAUAAAUGUUCUGUU
Messenger RNA from Mustela erminea (ermine), 1325 nucleotides. Its product is annotated as atherin-like. Gene Ontology annotation, molecular function: protein binding. NCBI's taxonomy places the organism in Eukaryota, Metazoa, Chordata, Mammalia, Carnivora, Mustelidae. The record is from RefSeq and is a predicted model, not a curated record.